UAUUUUCCCUUAUAAUUUGGGACGGAUGGAGUACAUACAUAUAUGUAUACACACACAAAGUAGAAUUACAAAAAAAAAAAUUAGAAUUUAAAAAACCGCGAGUAAACCAUUUUUCCAAAGUUUUAUUUGAAGAAGAUAAAUUAGCCCACCCAAAUUUGCGCCAGAGAUAAUCGAACCUCAGACCUCAAGAGAAGCACACUCCCAGGUCUCAAGCCAAUAUCAAUGCACAAAUACAAGUGGAUUCCAUUUUUCCAAUGUUAAAGCACGUGUCCUUGGAAAAAUAAAAUGAUGGAGAUGCCUAUUUAUUAUGUUGUGUUUGUGGAGUCACCAUUGUGCAAUUUUGCUUCAUUCACUUUCCUCAAAGAUGUCUAGAUACAAAUGCUUUGUUUUUGUCAUUGUUUUCCAUUUGAGUCACCAAUCAUCAUUUGGAUGUUUGGAACAGGAGAGGCAAGCACUUGUUGAACUCAAAGGAAGUUUUAAGGAUCCAUCAUUUAGACUUUCCUCUUGGGAAGGAAAUGAUUGUUGCAAAUGGAAAGGUGUUAAUUGCAGCAACAUUACAGGACAUGUUGUAAUGCUUGAUCUUAGCAAUCCAUAUUCAAAACAUAAGCUUGAAUCUCAACAUCUCCAUCCUUCUCUUUCACAGUUCAAAUAUCUUAGUCAUUUGGACCUUAGUGGAAACAAUUUUAAUUCAAGUCCAAUACCAAAGUGGAUCCAUUCUAUGAACCAUUUACAAUUCCUUGAUCUCUCUGAUUCCCAUUUUAGUGGCAUGAUCCCAAACAAUCUAGGAAACCUCACAAAAUUGUCCUAUCUUGAUCUCAGCUACAAUUCUUGGUUACACUCUGAUGACAUCUAUUGGGUUUCAAAACUUUCAUUGCUUCAAUAUCUUUCCAUGAAUGAUGUUUUUCUUGGGAAGGUACACAAUUUAUUCAUGGUUGUUAACAUGCUUCCUUCUUUGUCAGAAUUAGACUUGAGGAACUGCGGCAUAAUUACACAAAUGCAUAGUGAUCAUCAAAUUGUUAGUUACACAAAUUUUUCUAGCAUUGAGUCUCUCUAUCUUGCAGACAAUAAACUUGAUGGUUCAGAUCUGAAUGCUUUUAGAAACACGAGUACUUCAAUUGAAGUUAUUGACCUUUCUAACAACAGUCUCAGUUCAGUUCCAUUUUGGUUUAGUAAUUGUGUCAAACUUGAAUAUCUCAUUCUUAGAAACAAUGCUCUUAAUGGCUCAAUUCCACUCCCUCUUCAAAAUUUGACUUCCUUGAUAGAGCUUGAUCUUUCCCAAAAUAACAUUGAAUAUGUUCCAUUGUGGUUAGGAGGGUUACAGAGUCUUUCAUAUCUCAGUCUGGAAGGGAAUCAAGUAAACCAUAUUGAGGAUUCUCUCCCAACAAUUCUAGGAAAUAUGUGUCAUCUUAAGAUACUACAUUUGUCUGGAAACCGACUUCAAGGAAAUGCACUCGUCGGUAAUUUACAACCCGCAAGAUGCAUUGGAUUUGAUUUAAUGGUACUGGAUUUGAGCAACAACAAUUUCAAUGAUCAGCUGCCAAUAUGGUUGGGACAACUUAAAAAUAUGGUAGUCCUCACACUUCGUUUGAGUUUUUUCCAUGGUCCUAUUCCAAAUUUUUUGGGAAAAUUGUCAAACUUAGAAUAUUUAUCCCUUGCUAACAAUCACUUGAAUGGAUCUAUUCCAAACUCUCUAAGAAAACUUAGAAAUCUAAGCUACUUGGACAUUUCUAAUAACCACUUGUUUGGGGGUCUUCCUUGUAGUAUAACAGAACUUGUCAAUCUAAAGUAUCUGCUUCUGAACAAUAAUAAUUUGAGUGGUGUUCUUCCUAAUUGUAUUGGACAAUUUGUCAAUCUUAACUCCUUGAUUAUUUCUUCUAAUAAUUUUUCUGGUAUUAUACCUAGGAGUAUUGAACAAUUAGUUAGUCUAGAACACCUUGAUGUGUCAGAAAACUCUCUGAAUGGUACAAUCCCACAAAAUCUUGGUCAACUUUCAAAAUUGCACACCCUCUAUCUUAGUAAAAACAAUUUGCAUGGGAAAUUUUCCGAAAUUUUCCAUAAACUUAUGAGCCUGCAAAGUUUAGACUUGUCUCUCAACCAUUUAGAAGGUAUGUUUUCAGAGAUAAAGUUUCCUAAGUCACUAGCUUAUGUGAACCUCACCAAUAACCAUAUCACUGGAUCACUUCCCCAAAACAUUGCUCAUACAUUGCCUAAUCUCACUCACUUGCUUCUUGGAAAUAACCUCAUAAAUGAUUUCAUUCCAAAUUCAUUGUGCAAAAUAAACUCUCUGUACCAUAUUGACCUUUCAGGCAACAAUUUAGUUGGCAACAUUCCUAAUUGUUGGAGUUCAAGUCAAAGAUUAAAUGAGAUAAACCUAUCAUCUAACAAACUAUCAGGAGUUAUUCCAAGCUCGUUUGGUCAUCUUUCGACUUUGGUUUGGUUGCAUUUGAACAAUAAUAGUCUUCAAGGGGAGUUUCCAAAAUUUUGGGGGAAUUUAAAGCAAUUGUUAAUCUUAGAUAUUGGAGAUAAUCAAAUAUCAGGGACUAUACCUUCAUCGAUUGGAGACGAUUUCUCCUUAAUCCAAAUUCUCAGGUUAAGACAAAACAAGUUCCAAGGGUACAUUCCAUCAAAACUUUGCAAACUUUCAACUUUGCAAAUCUUGGACCUUUCCAACAACAUGUUGAUAGGUUCAAUCCCUCCAUGCAUUGGAAAUCUUACAGCAAUGAUUCAAGGAAGGAAACCAUCGGUUACCUUAGCUCCUAGAGAUGGGAAAGAUGAGCCGAGGAAUUUCGAUUGGUUUAGCCAAGAUAUGUCGAGGUAUUUUGAACGGUUUAGCCAAGAUAAGUCAAGGAAUUUUGAUUGGUUAGAUCAAGAUGUCUCCCAGGUUAUCAAAGGAAGAGAAGAUCAUUAUACAAGAAAUCUGAAAUUGAUGUCCAAUAUGGAUUUAUCAUGCAACAAUCUGAGUGGACCUAUUCCCAAGGGGAUAACUCGUUUAACUGCUUUGAGAGGCCUAAAUCUAUCACACAAUCAUUUGUCUGGUGAAAUUCCUACAACCAUAGGGAACAUGAAGUCACUUGAAUCAUUGGACCUCUCUCAUGAUCAACUUUCAGGCGCAAUUCCACCCAAUAUGUCUAGCUUAACUUUUCUAAGUGCACUAAACUUGUCCUACAACCACCUUUCAGGACAAAUUCCACAAGGCAGGCAAUUUUCAACAUUUAUUGAUCCAUAUAUUUAUGUUGGCAACGACGUUCUUUGUGGUUCACCAUUGUCUACUAAUUGUGAUCCAGAUGAAAAUGAUAGAGAUGAAAGUGGAGAUGAAGAUGAGAAACAAGACAAGGUUGAGAAAUUGUGGUUUUACUUUGUGGUAGCACUUGGGUUUACUACUGGAUUUUGGGCAGCGAUUGGAGUUUUGUUCUUGAAGAAGGAUUGGAGGCAUGCUUGCUUUAGAUGUGUUGAUGAGUUAGUGCACAAGAUAAGAAAUGAUUAAAAACUGAAUUCAUACUCUCUGUUUUUUGUGGCUUACUUGAGGGGUCAUGUAAUUUGAUUGAAGAUGAUUAGUCACUUAAUUUCUAUGUGAAAUCUAAUUUUGUAAUUUCCUUUGUUAUGAAAAUAAAAUCUCCUAAUAAUUUAUAAGGGUAUUGGAUAUCGAAUCCUAGACACUUUAUUUAUUUUAAAGGUGAAAUUUUAUAAACUAGUUAAUAGACUAAAAAA
Messenger RNA from Trifolium pratense (red clover), 3708 nucleotides. Its product is annotated as receptor-like protein EIX2. Lineage: Eukaryota; Viridiplantae; Streptophyta; Magnoliopsida; Fabales; Fabaceae. Bases 308 to 3484 code for a protein of 1058 amino acids. The transcript has a single exon. The record is from RefSeq and is a predicted model, not a curated record. Gene Ontology annotation, molecular function: protein binding.